Candidula unifasciata is the source of this 261-nucleotide messenger RNA. Lineage: Eukaryota; Metazoa; Mollusca; Gastropoda; Stylommatophora; Geomitridae. The record is from the annotation of a GenBank genome assembly.
GAGCUGGACCCUGUGUGCCACCAGCUCUACGAGUUCUACAGAUCCAAGGAGGUCAAACUGAAGCUGUUCUCCUUGCAGUUUGUUGCCACCCUGGUCUGGCUGUACCUGCGUUGUCUUAGCAACGGUGACAAGAAGAGUUGCGGCGGUGUGGAGACAUUCCUUCUUGGGGUCUACAACCUGGAGAUUGUCAAGUCUGAUGGCACACCUCUUGUUGAGAGCUUUUGCAUACCAUCAAUUAGCAAGGCCUCAGUAUACCAUGAU